Panicum virgatum (switchgrass) is the source of this 1319-nucleotide messenger RNA. RefSeq names its product tRNA (guanine-N(7)-)-methyltransferase-like. Gene Ontology annotation, biological process: RNA (guanine-N7)-methylation; tRNA methylation. The record is from RefSeq and is a predicted model, not a curated record. Lineage: Eukaryota; Viridiplantae; Streptophyta; Magnoliopsida; Poales; Poaceae. The transcript is spliced from 2 exons. Gene Ontology annotation, cellular component: tRNA methyltransferase complex. Gene Ontology annotation, molecular function: tRNA (guanine(46)-N7)-methyltransferase activity. The coding region runs from base 190 to 978 and encodes 262 amino acids.
GCUCCCAUCGCCUCGCCUCGCCACGCCGCCGAGGCCGAAGCCCUAGCGCGCCGCUCAGCUCCAGUCCGCCCCGUCCCCCACCACCCCCAAGCCCUCCGCCGCACGCGUGGCGGCGGGUCGAACCCGUCGUCCGGGAGCCCUUCCACCCCUCGCGGCGGUUCCCCGUCUCGCCCCCUUCCUGUUAGCCCGAUGACGAGGACCAACGGCGCGAGCGGCCAGCAGCAGCAGGCGUCGGCGGCGGGGAAGCUCCCCCGGAAGCGGUUCUACCGCGCCCGGGCGCACAGCAACCCGCUCAGCGACUCGCACUUCCCAGUCCCGGUGUCGCCCGACGAGGUCGACCUCUCGCAGCACUACCCGCGCUACUUCCCGGCCGACAACGGCGGCGGCGAGGUGGCGCCGCCGCCGCCGCCGAGGAUCCGCUUCGCGGACGUGGGGUGCGGGUUCGGCGGGUUGCUCGUCGGCCUCUCGCCCCUCUUCCCGGACACGCUCAUGAUCGGGAUGGAGCUGAGGGACAAGGUAACAGAGUAUGUCAAGGAGAGGAUAUUAGCUUUAAGAGCAUCAAACCCAGGACAAUAUGACAACAUAUCUGUUGUGCGCACAAACUCAAUGAAAUACAUCCCUAACUACUUCAGGAAGGCUCAGCUCACCAAGAUGUUCUUCCUGUUCCCUGAUCCCCACUUCAAGGAGAAGAACCAUCGAAGGAGGGUUAUUAGCAUGCAGUUGCUGGAUGAGUAUGCUUAUGUGAUGGAAGUAGGAGGAAUCAUAUAUACCAUAACUGACGUUGAGGAACUUGGAGAAUGGAUGCGGUCGUGUCUGGAGAAACACCCAUUGUUUGAAGCUGUUCCGGAUGAAGAGAUAAAAGCUGAUCCAGUUGUCAAGUUACUAUCUACUGCCACAGAAGAAAGCCAGAAGGUUGCUAGAAAUGGAGGGCAAACUUUCCAUGCCAUCUUCAGGCGGAUCUCCUUACAAGAAGAAUGAGCAUUUGGGAUAACCUCGUAGUGCACUUCCCUAGAUCGUGUUACAUGUAUUUGUCAUUUUACAUUUUGUAGCAGAAAUUUUGCUGUUGAAGGUGUUUACUGAGUAGUGAUUUCCCAGUUUCGGCAGAUCCGAAUGUCUACCUCAGCAUUGUGAGCUUUUUAUCAGGAAAGUUGGGAUGAGUUCAAACUCAGAUUCUGUCAUAAACCUAAGUUGCAGGCUUGUACAGUCGAUAGCUAUGUGCAAGCGUUUUCCUAAUCACAUAGAUACCAGGCUUGUGUAUGAAACCAGAGGAUUGUUAUAAGUUGCCACACUCAUCAACAAAAUUGCUUGCAUUAAUAUAA